This is a messenger RNA of Cynocephalus volans (Philippine flying lemur), 1752 nucleotides long. RefSeq names its product paraneoplastic antigen Ma6F-like. The record is from RefSeq and is a predicted model, not a curated record. Lineage: Eukaryota; Metazoa; Chordata; Mammalia; Dermoptera; Cynocephalidae.
AUGCUGCGGGACUGGUGCAGGUGUAUGAGUGUGAAUGAGCAGCGCUCACUGCUCAUCCUGGGCAUCCCAGAUGACUGCACAGAGGAUGAAUUCCAGGAGGCCGUGCAUGCUGCCCUGUGGCCCCUGGGCAGGUACCAGGUGCUCAGCAAUGUCUUCAGAAAGGAGCUCGGGACCAGGGUCGCCUUGGUGGAGUUCACUGAGUAUUUAAACCGAAGCUUGAUCCGCCGACAAAUACCAGGCAAGGAGCGGCCCUGGGCUGUGUUCUUCCUGCCCCAGGCCCCUGAUGCUGAACUCCAGGGUAGAGCCAAUUUCCCUCCAAGGUCUCAGGAGCAAGCAGUGGCAGGAGGGGCAGGUGAGGCAGGAGGACCAGGUGAAGCAGGAGCUGUAAGUGAGGUGGGAGCUGCAGGUGAGGCAGGUGAGGCAGGAGCUGCAGAUGAGGCAGGAGCUUCAGGUGAGGCAGGAGGAGCAGGUGAGGCAGGAGCCGAUGUGGCAGGAGCUGCAGGUGAGGAAGAAGCUGCAGAUGAGGCAAGAGCUGCAGGUGAGGGAGCUGCAGGUGAGGAAGGAGCUGCAGGUGAGGCGGGAGCUGCAGAUGAGGCAAGAAUGUCAGGUGAGGAAGGAGCUGCAGAUGAGGCAAGAAUGUCAGGUGAGGAAGGAGCUGCAGGUGAGGCAGGUGAGGCGGGAGCCUUGGAUGUGGCAGGAGGGAGAGAUGAGGCAGGAGCCUGGAGCCAGCUAUGGAGGCAGGCUCUGCAGCGUGUGCUGGAAAACAUGGCCUACCAGGAGCAGACAGCAUUUUCCGGGAUGGAAGAGCCAGGCUGUGGGGAAGAGUCCUCUGAGAGCUGGCUGGACCACAUCAGGGACAUGCUGUACCUGUCCCAGCACACAUCUGAAGGGGAGAGGAGGCGGCGGCUGGUGGCGAGCUUGGGCGGCCGCGCCCUGCAGCUCGUGUGCGGCCUCCUGGAAGAACAUCCCGACAUGCCUGCGCAGGACUGCCUGGCGGCGCUCGUGCAGGUGUUCGGGAACAAGGACACCACGAUGACUGCACGGCUGAAGUUCCUGACUUGCUCUCAGCAACCCCGGGAGGCUCUCUUUGCCUAUGUGAUGCGCCUGGAAGGCCUGCUGCAGAUGGCCAUGGAGAAGGGGGCCAUCCACCCGGCCAUGGCAGACCACAUGCGAGCCCGGCAGUUGCUGCUGGGGGCCCUCCCGAACGAGACGCUCCAGGUCAAACUGAGGGGGAUGUGGCUGGAGAAGAGUCCACCCGGCUUCAUGGGGCUGCUCCGGCUCAUUCGGGAGACUGAGGCAUGGGAGGCCACCACAGCUAGGAAUGAGCAGUCCCAAGUAGGAGAAGGGGCCAAUGUGGACAGUGGACUGGCAGCUCCCCAGGCUGCUCCUGCCAAAGAAGAUGCUGCUGAGGCUACUCCUGAUACUGGUGAUGCCACAAAGGCAGCUCCUGCCAUUGAAGGGGCCACCAAGCCCUCUCCUGCCACUCAGGAAGAUAAGAGUGCUCCUGCCGCUGCAGGCCUGGCUCAGGAAGGGCCCACAGAGGGAACCAGGAGCCCCACUGCAGCCCAGAUGGGCAGUGCUUCUGGGGCCAGCCCCGGGGGUCCUGGCUGGGGGCCAGAGGGCCUUGCCCAGGCAGGAGACCAGGAGGCCGAGGAGUCCCCCCUGGAGGGGCUCAAGCCCAUCCUGGAGGAGUCGGGAAACGAGGAAGGGGCUGGGGAGACGAGCCACCCCGAGCCUUCCUCAUGCAAAUAG